This is a messenger RNA of Papaver somniferum (opium poppy), 1476 nucleotides long. Its product is annotated as MDIS1-interacting receptor like kinase 2-like. Bases 1 to 1476 code for a protein of 491 amino acids. Gene Ontology annotation, biological process: protein phosphorylation. The transcript is spliced from 3 exons. The record is from RefSeq and is a predicted model, not a curated record. NCBI's taxonomy places the organism in Eukaryota, Viridiplantae, Streptophyta, Magnoliopsida, Ranunculales, Papaveraceae. Gene Ontology annotation, molecular function: protein binding; ATP binding; protein kinase activity.
AUGUCGUUGGUAGCUAUGUUGGCAUUACUGUUACUUUUAUUUCACAAUGGUGAUGUUUUUGCUUUCAAUUCUUCAUCUUUAACUUACGAAGAACAGUCACAAAUAGCAGUGGAAGUAGAAUCUCUUCUAACAUGGAAAUCAAACCUUGUUAGUCGAACCCAAUCUCCACUCGAUUCUUGGAAGAGAGGUUCUACUUCUAGUCCAUGCAAGUGGGGUGCGAUCCCAACUUCUUUAUGUAAUUUGACUAACCUAAGCGCUAUAAAUUUUAAUGGUAAUCAAUUAUCUGGUAUCAUUCCUCGAGAUAUCGGAAAACUAAAGCUUCUUAGGGUAUUUGGGUUGAAUAGUAAUAAUCUUAUCGGUUUUAUUCCUGUUUCUUUGUGUAACUUGAGUAGUCUAAAAGGUUUAUGUCUGUUUCAAAAUCAACUUUCUGGUGCUAUUCCUAGAGAUAUCGGAAGAUUAAAGUAUCUUAAUGACUUUGAAGUGUCUAGAAACAAUCUCAGUGGUCCAAUUCCUACUUCUAUAUCUUGCUUGACUACAGUCAAUAUUUCAUAUAAUGAAUUGAGUGGUCCUAUUCCUAACAUUAAAGCUUUUGAGGAUGCUUCUUAUGAUGCGCUGAAGAAUAACAAGGGUCUAUGUGGUAAUAACUCUGUUUUAAAACCAUGUAACUCCUCUGUCAUGAAUGGAAGAAAAGAAGCCAACAAGCCCAAAACUAAUCUUCUGGUGAUGAUCCUGGUUCCUGUGUUUGGUUCUUUGUUUCUUUUAUUCGCAUUUCUUGCCAUUUUUUUCCAAUUUCGGAAAAGAUCAAUAAGAAAUGCCGAGCAAACGGGACAAACUAGAGGUACCAGUGCUGGAACAAAUUUAUUUUCGAUAUGGAAUUACGAUGGCAAGUUGGUGUUUGAAGAUAUAAUUGAAGCGACGGAGGAUUUUGAUGCGAAGUAUUGCAUUGGCGUGGGAGGAUAUGGCAGCGUUUACAAAGCCGAGAUAUCAACAGGGCAAGUUGUUGCUGUGAAGAAGCUACACUCAUCAAACGAAGGUUCAGAAAAAAUUGAUCUUAAAUCUUUCGAAAGCGAAGUUCAUGCACUGACAGAAAUUCGACAUAGGAAUAUUGUAAAACUUUUUGGUUUCUGUUCUAGUUUAGAACGAGGAAUUUCAUUUUUAGUUUAUGAGUUCGUUGAAAGAGGGAGUUUGAAAAGUGUUUUGAGUGAUGGGGAACAAGCAGUGGAGUUCGAUUGGAUAAAGAGGAUAAGGUUCAUUAAGGGAGUAGCUAAUAUACUUGCUUACAUGCACCAUGAUUGCAUACCGGCAUUAAUCCACAGGGACAUAUCUAGCAACAAUGUUUUGUUGGAUACUGAAUACGAAGCUCUCGUUUCUGAUUUUGGUGCUGCUAGGAUUCUAAAGCCAGAUUCAUCCAAUUGGACUUCGCUUGCAGGAACCUACGGAUAUAUUGCUCAGGUGCAAUCCUACUCGCAAAUUUAA